CGAAACAAACGGGACCACUGACUUCACAAAACACUCAGCCACUACUAUCAACUACAAUGUAACUCGCUGCAGCCUGGGUCGUCUGGGUUAAAAGGAGGCACUUAGCAAUGGACGGGGGGCUGACUAUAACUUUGAUUUCUGUGGCGAUGUUUUUGGGAUGUUUUAUUCUUGGAUUCAUCCCACUGUUGUUCACGCUUUCACAGAGGAGCCUAAAGUUUAUCUCGAUCCUGGGGGCAGGGCUGCUGUGUGGGACCGCUCUGGCAAUCACCAUCCCUGAGGGAGUGGAGCUGCUGGAGGACGCACUAAGUGGAGAAGACUCCUCCUCUGUUAAAGCAUCCUCAGACCUCAAUGAAACGCAGCACAACUCAACGUCCCCAGAAAUAGCCUCUUCAUCCAAGUUCAUCAUCGGUGUGGCUCUGACCUUCGGCUUCCUCUUGAUGUUCAUAGUGGAUCAGAUUGGAAGUUAUUUUUCCACACGAGGCAAAACAGCCUGUUUAUCAAACAGCACAGGGCUCACGGCGACUCUGGGGCUGACGAUACACGCUGCAGCGGAUGGAUUUGCUCUUGGUGCAGCAGUGGCCACAGCUAAAGUAACUGUACAAGUCAUCAUAUUUUUGGCAGUAAUUCUACACAAGGCUCCUGCAUCCUUUGGCCUGGUCUCUUAUCUGAUGCACACAGGCCUGGAGAAGAAGUACAUUCAGGGACAUUUACUUGCCUUUUCUGCUGCGGCUCCUAUUGUUGCCAUCGCCACUUACUUUAUUUUGCAUGCUUCUGGCGGUUCUUCUGUGAACCAAAACAGCACUACUGGCAUUGGGAUGUUAUUCUCAGGUGGUACUUUUCUUUAUGUGGCUACAGUUCAUGUCCUCCCAGAGAUCAGCAGCAGGGUGGGCGAAACAGACUCUCUCCAACCCCAUCCCGAAGGACAUCUGCACCAACAACACUACAUGGGACUCCUCGAAAGUCUCACCCUCAUUUUUGGACUUGGGCUUCCUGUUAUACUUGCUUUAGGUCUGGAUGACGACUGAGAAGAAAGACGUAAUGCCCCGAAAAGACUUAUUUCAAUGGGACCACCCUUUGUUAUUUUACCCACGUGUUCGAAAGAAAAGGUUGUUAUCCAAAGUUUAACGUUUCAGCUCGUGUCACUGAAACAAAAUGCUUUGAUUUGGUGCCAAAAUAUUUCUCACCGCAUGUAACAAAAGACAGCUCCCCAAGCGGUCACUAGCUGACGACACACUGAAGCUACCUGAUAAGUUAUGGGGGAAACACCAAAUAACCCGAUACACCCUGUUUUGCACUACACAAAGGAAACUAGGCCAGAGGUACCUACCAGCUUCCUAUUAGCAGGCGAACGAGGUUGAUUUGUUCCAUAUACUUGAAUAAUGGUUUAAAAUUACAGCUUUCCGUGCAAUAUAUGAAGCACAAGAAGCCUUAAGGCUGUAGAGAAGACAAAUGUUUUAUUUAAAAUUUUAAAC
This is a messenger RNA of Boleophthalmus pectinirostris (great blue-spotted mudskipper), 1472 nucleotides long. Its product is annotated as zinc transporter ZIP9. Bases 108 to 1025 code for a protein of 305 amino acids. Gene Ontology annotation, cellular component: membrane. Gene Ontology annotation, molecular function: metal ion transmembrane transporter activity. Gene Ontology annotation, biological process: transmembrane transport; zinc ion transport. Lineage: Eukaryota; Metazoa; Chordata; Actinopteri; Gobiiformes; Gobiidae. The record is from RefSeq and is a predicted model, not a curated record. The transcript is spliced from 7 exons.